CCAUAUCGCAUCGUCACCAGAUGAGACGCGUUCUCGAGAAUGGACGAAUGGUUGACAAAUCCCCCGUUACUCUUGGCACCUCGUUACCAGGGUGAUGGAAAGUAGAGAUUCAGCGUUGCUGCAUGCUGCUGCACUAUAGCAGCUGCUACCUGCGAUGAGUCGUCCCGAGUUCAACGCUGUUAUCAUCUUCCUCGGUUUUGCACUUAUCGGAGCAACGUACGAGCUCCCCACGUCGGACACGGAUCUCCUUGAGUCAGGGUCCACGGACUUUGACAUAUUAAUCUUCACCCAACACUGGCCGCAGACCGUGUGCUUCCAAUGGAAGGAAGGAGACGCGAACCACAGCUGUUCCUUACCACAGGGCGAGGAAUGGUCGAUUCAUGGUAUUUGGCCGACCCAACUGCACAAGCUCGGGCCCCAAUUUUGCAACAAAUCCUUGCACUUCAAUGCAUCUGCGCUACUCUCUAUAGAGAGUGAACUCAACAAGAAAUGGCUGGAUGUUGAAAUAGGCACGAAACCUCACUCGUUUUGGAAACACGAAUGGGACAAACAUGGGACCUGUGCGGCGGUCUUGGAAUCUCUCAACACGGAGCUCAAAUAUUUCCAGAAAGGUCUAGACUUUCUCGACCUGUACGACAUGAAGAAUACUCUGGCUAAAGCGAGCAUUAUGCCUGGAAUGGUACACUCGGUCCAAGAUAUCCUUGACGGGGUGAAGAGAAUUCUGGGAAAGAAUAGCCAGGUCGAGUGCAUUAAAAACCCGAAAACAUUGGAGUCGUAUCUCUUUGAGAUCAGGAUAUGCUUCAAUAAGUCAUUGGAACUGAUCGACUGCGAUGGGAUUCAUGGAUACCCAAGCAACUGCGAUCAGAAUGAGCAAGUUAAUUACCCAGGGAGUGUACCGGAGGCAUAUCACGUUAUACAAUUAUAAUCACUACUCUAAGGAGUAGUUUAGACUUUUCACCGCCACUAAACAAAAUUGAAAAGUAAAUCAUAGCAAAUUAAUAUACAGUGUACAUAUAAUAUUGAGAUACGCAAUCAACAGAGAACAAAGACAAUAUGCCUAGGAGAAACAUAAAUCUGCGGAAAUCAGAGUAACAAUAGUCGGGCAUACAUUGUCGGGCGAUCAUUUGGCCCAUCUUUGAGUUUUAUAUUUAUUUUCAACGUAAAAAUCUUAUCAAACAUUCAUGCGAUGCGCGCCUUUCAGCGACGCGGUUCCAGAAAUGGGCUGCAGCGAUACAUUUCUAUAUGCGUAAUUAGCUACGAAUUCUCAAAGACUUUUUAUAUUCGUGUUAUUCGAACCAAUAGAAUAAAUUUAAAAAAUAAACUGUGACAAAUAUAUUUUGGAAACGCA
Messenger RNA from Orussus abietinus, 1348 nucleotides. RefSeq names its product ribonuclease Oy. The transcript is spliced from 4 exons. Gene Ontology annotation, cellular component: extracellular region. Bases 155 to 925 code for a protein of 256 amino acids. NCBI's taxonomy places the organism in Eukaryota, Metazoa, Arthropoda, Insecta, Hymenoptera, Orussidae. The record is from RefSeq and is a predicted model, not a curated record. Gene Ontology annotation, biological process: RNA catabolic process. Gene Ontology annotation, molecular function: ribonuclease T2 activity; RNA binding.